CAGAAAAAAAUAUAUCGUGGGCGCGCUUCCCUCUCCGCCCGUGGCAAAUUGUUUCCCAAUCGAAAAUAUUCCUUCGUUUUCGAUUUGACAAAGGGAAGGAUUUCUAGGUGAAAAAAUCUCCUUAAAACUACUCUCGCAGAAUCACCACAUCGGCGACAACAUGGAUAAAGAACCACCAACAAGUACCACAGAUGUUGGUUACAGCCAGCCCCCUCAAGGGUAUCCUGGGGUCCAAACCUACCCUAUAAAUAAUUAUCCACCCCCUGCUUAUAAUGCACAGGGUUAUCCUGGGACCCCUCCCCCUGCUGUCUACUCUCAGCAGCCAUACUAUGGACCACCAACAACACAACAAACAUUUGUACAGCAACAGCCUGGUGUAGUGGUUGUCCAGCAGCCAAUAGGGGUUGUGUCUCCUCCUGACUAUCAGGCACUUGCAUGGUUUGCCUGCCUCUGUUGCUGCUGGCCUGUUGGCAUUGUGGCUAUUAUCAAAUCAAAUGAGGUAAGGAAUGCGAUGGCAAGAGGAGAUUAUGCUGCUGCCAACGCUGCAUCAAGCUCAGCUCGUACUCUGUCCAUGGUCUCCAUUGGCAUGGGUGUGGCUUUCAUGGUGCUCUACCUCAUACUCCUUAUUGUCUGGAUAAUCCCCCUUAUUGUUGCUGUUAAUAGCAACUAUUAGAGAAUUGUGCAUAUCACAAGAUCACAUCUUAAUUUAUAUCUUAAUACAUUUAAAUAUAUCAGUUGAUUAGGGUAGAUCAAUGGUAAUUUGUAGAAACGAUUUCUUGUUUUCUUUAAAUUUAUGCUAUGAUCCAGAUGUAAGCUGAAAGGUUAUAGCGAUGUAUGUGUGAGAAAAGUGGGUGGACAUAAGAAAAAUAAGGCAAAAUGUG
Messenger RNA from Nematostella vectensis (starlet sea anemone), 881 nucleotides. RefSeq names its product proline-rich transmembrane protein 1. NCBI's taxonomy places the organism in Eukaryota, Metazoa, Cnidaria, Anthozoa, Actiniaria, Edwardsiidae. The transcript is spliced from 5 exons. The record is from RefSeq and is a predicted model, not a curated record. The coding region runs from base 161 to 673 and encodes 170 amino acids. Gene Ontology annotation, cellular component: membrane.